GCGGCCCCGGAAGCGCCGCGCUGCGCCCGCCCCAUCCGGCGCCACCGUGACGCCUCAGCGGCCGCCGCACCGUGCCCGUAGCCCCGAGCGGCCCUGCCCUGCCCGUCACCGCUGCCAGGCCCCGGCGCCCUCCCGGCACGAUGGCAUCGGUUGAAAGGGAAACACUGUCCCAAGAGGAACUCCGGAAAAGGCUGUAUCAGACUUUUAAGAGCCGAGGCGUGCUGGACACACUUAAGACACACCUCCGAAACCAGCUAAUCCAUGAACUAAUGCACCCAAUUCUCAGUGGAGAGCUUCAGCCACAGCUGGUUCCAAGUGAAGACAGUUCACUUUUGAUCACUGCUUCCAACAGUUUGGUGGCAGAUCAUCUAGAGAGAUGUGGAUAUGAGUAUUCACUUUCUGUUUUCUUUCCAGAAAGUGGAUUAGAGAAGAGCAAGCUGUGGACUGUGCAAGAUCUUCUUCAAUUAAUGAGGAUCAAUCCAGAAUCCAGUCUUUACAAAUCACUGACCUCAGGAACUCGGAAGGAAAAUAAAGGUUUCCUUAUGCAGAUUUUAAUUGGACUUACUGAACAUCAUCUAAACAGGGAAAUUCACAGCACAGAAACUCAGACCACCUCAGUGCCUCCUUACAGAGAGUCUCUUGCUGAGAAGCUUCAGCUGAUUGAUGAACAGUUUGCAGACUCCUAUCCUCAGCAUCAGAAAUAUGAAUCUUUAGAAGUAAAACUUAAUGAAUAUAGAAAAGAAAUAGAGAAGCAGCUUCAAGAAGAAAUGCAUCAAAAGCUUCAACAUUUUAAAGAAGUUGAAAUAGCAAAGAUUAAAAUGGAGGAGAAAGUGCAGAGCCAGAAAGAAAUCUCUGAGCUGCGCCACGAGUUAGAGAGGACCCAUCAAGCAAAGUCUGAAGCCUUGAUUUCUCGUGAAAAGAAUGCUAUUGAGAGGCUUCAAAAGCAACAAGAGAUAGAAGCAAAGGAAGUGUAUGCUCAGAGACAAAGUCUGUUGAAAGAUAUUGAAGCCAUAAGGACCAGAGAGGCAGAACUGAAGCAAAGGAUGGAGGCAUUUGAAAUCACCCAGAAAGUUCAGGAGGAGAAAAAUAAAGCUAUAGAAGAUGCACUUCGGCGUCGUGAGGUUGCUGUGAAGAACAUAGAGGAGACAUACGACCAAAAGCUGAAGACAGAGCUCUUAAAAUACCAGCUUGAAUUAAAAGAAGAACACAUAGCCAGAACCAAUAAAGUUACUGAAGAUGAGAAAAGAAAUAAAGAGAAAGCUAUGCUUUUGCAAGAAGAAGCCAUUGCUGUUAAUUCAAAAAAGGAGGAGCUCAAGCAAGCUAUAUCACGUGCCAAAGAGCUUGAGCUGGACUUGGAGUCAGUGAAGGCCCAGGUUCUGUUGGUAAAUAAACAGAAUAAUUUGUUGACAGAAAAACUGAAAGAGGUAUCAGACUACCCUUUGCUAAAAGAGGAAAAAGUGGAGCUCCAAGUGCAGAAUAAACUACUUAGGCAACAGUUGGAUGAGACUCGGAGUGAGAACCAGCAUCUUCGAGACAAGCUGUCCCAGCCCUCAGCAGAGUACCUGGCCUGCCAAGUGGAGCUGAGGAGAGUGGAGCAUUCUACAAAAUUGAUGCUGGAUGAAUAUGAAAGUCAUAAGCAUAUGUUGGAAAAACAGCUACAAAGUGAGAUUGAGCGUUGUGCCCAGUUAAAGGCCCAGCUGUUAGACUCUGAAGCUACUGUCAGGAAGUUAAAUAUGCAGGUUGAAGAGCUGAAACUGCAAGUGAAGCAAACACAGGCAGCUCUGGAGAAUGAGGUGUAUCGGAACCCAAAGCCGUCGCUCGUCGACCGCUCCGUCCUCGACUUCCUGGGAGACAGGACGGGAGACAGGCUGGUGCCCCACGACAUUUACGUGGAUGGUGCAUUCCCGAGGAAGCCACUCCUGCCCAAUGUGGGGAUGGCCAGCACCGUGCCAGGGCCUGGCUGUCACCUGCAGCUGCCCAGGCCCGAUGUGGGGAUGGCCAGCGCCGUGCCAGGGCCCCGCGGCGCCUCCCCGGACUCUGACCUGGAGUGCAUCGCGCAGGCCCGCGCCAGGGUGAAGGAGCUGGAGAAGGAGGCCGAGUUCUUGGAGGAAGCCUACAGGAGUUACCAGCACAGAGUCAUGCUGAGUGCAGCUGCCAGCAGAACACCAAGCAAGAUGCAGCCUCCUUUAAUUCUGCAGUGUCCUCUUGGUAGCAACCCUUUGACUGCCCAGCAGGAACUGCUAGAGCAUAAUCCCAGCUGCCCACAUUCCCCCCUGGGCAGUCCUAGAGGUGAGGAGCACAUCAAAAGAACUGGGCAGGUCGAUAUCUAUGAAACUUCCUUCACGCCACCACGAAGAGGAGCAUCUUCCAGGCGCCUUUCUUCCACUCCCAUUUCCAAACCAAAGAAAGACCUCAGUAACAAGAAAAUUCCAGAUGAGAGCAUCAAGAGCUCAUCCUUUACCUCUUCGCAGCAGAGUGUUGACCAGGUUCUUUCUCCUAUUUCAAAGCGAUGUUUGCUUUCAUCUUCUGAGUCUGUUCCUUCCUUGCCAUCCAGUCAUGGCCAGAAAAUCAGACUUCAGAGUCAACAAACAGAUAAACAAGAUCUCAGUGAUAUUCACAAACCAGAGAAACUAAGGUAUGAGGAUCUUGAAGAGCACAUUUCUACUCUUGAAGAUCAGGGGGACAUACCAGAGGAGUGUGAAAGUGAUGUCUUGCAUCCAUCUGGGGACAUUGUGGAUGGAAACUGUGUCACAGCCCCUGUGCCAGCAGCAGCCACUUCACUGCAGGACUUGACAGUGCUGGAUCAAAGGCAGAUUGAAGAACAGAACGGAGAAGUUGAGCAAAACUUAGAAGAAGAAAGGAAAGCAGGAGAAGAAAGGAAAGAGAAAGAACAACAGGAAGCUUUGGAAAACGAGCAAAAAGACGUGGAGAAGCUUAACGAAGAGUAUAUCCAAGACUCAGUGAAAACAGAUGAAGAAAUAGAAGAGGGAGUAAAAUCUGACCAUGCUAGCACUGCUGCUGAAAAUAAUGUAAAGGAUCCUCCUUCCAAUCCAUUAGAAAAAUACAUGAGAAUAAUUCAGCAGAGCAGAGAGCAGGAACUGGCAAACAAGGAUUCAAAAAAAGAAGAAAUAAGAGAAGGGUCACCCUCAGAAGGACUUCUAUCUACUGAAAAUGAUGACAGUCUUGCAGACAUUUCUCAUGGAGACGUGGAUGAAAGCUUCUGGUGAACAAUAACUACUGAUUUUUUAAUUUUUAUUAUUAUUAUUAUUAUGAGAAAGAUAUUUUUAAGUUGUUUUGUGCCUUUAAUAAAUGUUAGGGCACCAACACUGCAGGCUGUGUAAUUAUAAAUUAAUAAAGCUGAUUUUGAUCUGUUUCAUC
This is a messenger RNA of Zonotrichia leucophrys gambelii, 3378 nucleotides long. RefSeq names its product OFD1 centriole and centriolar satellite protein (gene OFD1). NCBI's taxonomy places the organism in Eukaryota, Metazoa, Chordata, Aves, Passeriformes, Passerellidae. Gene Ontology annotation, molecular function: protein binding. The transcript has 23 exons. Gene Ontology annotation, biological process: epithelial cilium movement involved in determination of left/right asymmetry. The record is from RefSeq and is a predicted model, not a curated record. Gene Ontology annotation, cellular component: centrosome; ciliary basal body. The coding region runs from base 141 to 3227 and encodes 1028 amino acids.